This is a messenger RNA of Gastrolobium bilobum, 1377 nucleotides long. RefSeq lists its product as uncharacterized. Bases 51 to 974 code for a protein of 307 amino acids. The record is from RefSeq and is a predicted model, not a curated record. Lineage: Eukaryota; Viridiplantae; Streptophyta; Magnoliopsida; Fabales; Fabaceae. The transcript is spliced from 5 exons.
AUUGAAGGGUUUAGGAAUAAGGUCAGUGCGAGGUUGAGGCUUUUGUAAGAAUGGGGAAGGAGGGAGAUCUAUGGGACGAUUCAGCUCUCAUCAAUGCCUUCGACCACGCUGUUUCUACUUACAAGAAAAUGCAUGGCAGCAGCAAACACAAAGAUAGCUCUGCUGAGGCUGAGAGAGUGAUCGAUGAAAAUGACUCUAAUGUUGAGACUACAAGGGAUGCUGACAAGAAAAGCAAUAUUCCAGCUACUGAUGUUCCUGAUUCAGGUGAGACUAGUCAUGCGUCAAAGUUUGAAGAAAAUGAUCAUGCGGGUUCACUGGUAGAACAACCUUGUCUAGAUUCAACAAGUGGUCAAGACAUCCAAAAUGCACAUAACGGUUAUGCAUAUGCACAAGGUGUAGAUGAUUAUAAUCUGUUAGUUGGGCAGUACUAUGAACUUGAGGAGAAAAGGCUGAAGAUUUUGGAGCAACUUAAUCAAUAUGCUGGUUGGAAUCACCAAUAUGUGGCUACUGUUUCUAGCUCUGCUGUACCAUAUCCGAAUUCUCAAGAUUAUUCAAUGUCUACAUACCAAGUUUCUGAUCCAAAUAUAGUCUGUUCAUGUUGCCCAUGUUUUAGUCAAUGUCCGUUGGCUCCAUGCACAUCAGCUCCUGGUUGUUCUCUGGGUGGACCACGUGCUGGUAAACCUUGUAACAAUCAUACUGUGGAAAUGGAUCAUAAAACGUUAUUUCCUUGUGAAGAUGGUAAAAUCCGUGAAAUGGCAAUGGGAGCAGCAGAGAAGGCAUUAUCUACUAUUAGAACAACCAUUUCUGGUGAUUUUAAUGUAAAUGAAGAGAAAGAGAGAAACAAUUCUGAACCUGAACAAGUUAAUGGUUCAGAGUCUGACCUUACUGCUGUUUUGAAUGCUUGGUAUUCUGCUGGCUUCUAUACUGGAAAGUAUCUUGUUGAACAAUCCAUUGAAAACAGAAGACAAAAAUAAACUCCCUAUAUCUUCAAGUGGAGGCAAAAAGUGUUUAUACAAGUUUUGUCAGUAUACUAAACAGUUAGGUAAUUGAUAUACACUUUCACAUCUUUGGGAAAUCAGAAGAAUGCUGGUAUUUCGAUCUAAUUGGAGUUGCUGGCUUGUUAUGAAUUUUGAUUCUUGCUGCAAGUUUUUGUAGCAAGAUUUUACUGGACAUAUUUUAGGGAAUGAUUUUUCCCUUAACUGCAGACAUGAAUAUGUUGCCCGAGUUUGGUGUUGAAUGCCAGAGAUCUUAAAAUGCACAAGUCAGUUUUCUUAGUUGUUUUAUAUCUCUGUUUUCAUGGUUGACAUUAGCCAGGGAGGAGUGAUGGCUUGACUUUUUGUUGCUCAUUUCCUUCUUGCUCAUUUCAUAGUUGACAUU